Neofelis nebulosa (Clouded leopard) is the source of this 4625-nucleotide messenger RNA. It is a transcript of the gene OSBPL11, whose product is annotated as oxysterol binding protein like 11. Gene Ontology annotation, molecular function: sterol binding. The transcript is spliced from 13 exons. Gene Ontology annotation, cellular component: intracellular membrane-bounded organelle; cytosol; membrane. Bases 706 to 2982 code for a protein of 758 amino acids. NCBI's taxonomy places the organism in Eukaryota, Metazoa, Chordata, Mammalia, Carnivora, Felidae. The record is from RefSeq and is a predicted model, not a curated record.
CGCAGCUGUGGUAUUCACGCUUGGGGCUGGGGAGAGGGCGACGGACUCGCCGGUCUUGGGAGCCCAGUCGAGGGCCCAGGGCCGGGGGCGUUGGAGGAAGUCGCCCCGAGCGGCUCGCCACUGGCCGGAGGAGAGGCGGCCCUGGGAGCCGGCGUCCCGCCCCCGGCGGCCUCCUUCCCCAGCCCUCCUCCCGGGUUGCGCGCGGGCGGUCCCUGUUCUGUCACGGGGGCUGCGGCGGGAACCGUCGAGCGGGCUGGACGGAACCCUCCGCCAGAGGACCCGCUGGAGGAGCAGAGGGAGCGCGGCGGGCCAGUCCGUCAGCUCAGAGGUCAGGCCUCGGGUCGCGGUCCGUGGUCCUCCGUCCUUCGGCGAGCCCUCUUGGCUAAGAGUCCCCGACCUCCCCGCACUGCUUCUGCUUCUCCUUUGAGUAAACCACCAAACCCUCUGGCAGGGUGAUUUUUUUCCUCCUUGCAUUUGCCGGGAAAGAGAUAUAUAUUUAAAGGGUUUCUGUCCUCAUUGCUACCCUUGCCCUCUUAAAAGUUUUCCUUUGGUAGGAAUGCUUGUAUUCCUUCCCUGGACCAUUUGAUGGUUCCCAUCCAGCCGCGGCCUGAUUGAGCAACUGGAAUCACCUUCAGAUCAAAUCUUAAAAAUUCGCACCUACAAAACUACUCUGCAGAGUUGUUCCCUCCCGCCCAAGAAGGGCAAAUGGACUUUGGAGUUAAGAUGCAGGGGAGUGAACCAGUGUCAACAAUGAAAGUCUCAGAGAGUGAAGGAAAGCUGGAGGGCCUGGCCACAGCGGUGACCCCAAACAAGAACAGCAGCAACAGCAGCUGUGGGGGUGGAAUCAGCAGCAGCAGCAGCAGCAGUAGUCGCGGUGGCAGUGCAAAAGGCUGGCAGUACAGUGAUCACAUGGAAAAUGUAUAUGGCUACUUAAUGAAGUACACCAACCUUGUCACUGGGUGGCAGUACAGGUUUUUUGUUUUAAACAAUGAAGCUGGGUUAUUGGAGUACUUUGUGAAUGAACAGUCUAGAAAUCAAAAACCCAGAGGUACUUUGCAGCUUGCAGGAGCUGUAAUAUCACCUAGUGAUGAGGACUCUCACACUUUCACUGUAAAUGCUGCCAGCGGGGAACAGUAUAAACUCAGAGCCACAGAUGCUAAAGAGCGACAACAUUGGGUUAGCAGACUUCAGAUAUGUACACAACAUCACACUGAAGCUAUUGGAAAGAAUAAUCCUCCUCUGAAAUCACGGAGCUUCUCACUUGCAUCUAGUGGUAAUUCUCCUAUAUCCCAGAGGAGACCAAGUCAAAAUGCCAUUUCUUUUUUUAAUGUUGGACAUUCCAAACUACAAUCAGUGAACAAAAGAGCUCACUUACCUCCAGACCACCUUGUGGAAGUCAGAGAAAUGAUGUCUCAUGCUGAAGGACAACAAAGGGACUUAAUUAGGCGAAUUGAAUGCCUUCCUGCUUCUGGCCAUCUUAGUUCCUUGGACCAGGAUCUCUUAAUGCUCAAAGCUACUUCCAUGGCGACUAUGAACUGCUUAAACGACUGCUUUCAUAUUCUGCAGUUACAGCACGCAUCACAUCAGAAGGGCUCACUGUCUUCAGGAACGACAAUCGAGUGGUUAGAACCAAAGAUACCUUUAUCAAACCACUAUAAAAAUGGAGCUGACCAGCCUUUUGCAACUGAGCAAAGUAAACCAGUGGCAGUCCCAGAAGAACAGUGUGUUGAAGAAUCUGGACCAUUAGCAAGGGAACCUGAAGAAAUAAAUGCAGAUGAUGAGGUAGAGGAUACAUGUGACAACAAGGAGGAUGACCUGGGAGCUGUGGAAGAGCAACGUAGUGUUAUCCUACAUCUGUUGUCACAGCUUAAGCUGGGCAUGGACUUAACAAGAGUGGUGCUUCCUACAUUUAUCCUAGAGAAGCGUUCCUUGCUGGAAAUGUAUGCAGACUUUAUGUCUCAUCCAGACCUAUUCAUAGCCAUUACUAAUGGAGCCACAGCUGAGGAUAGAAUGAUUCGUUUUGUUGAGUACUACCUUACCUCAUUUCAUGAAGGCCGGAAAGGAGCCAUUGCUAAGAAACCGUACAAUCCUAUCAUUGGAGAAACAUUUCACUGUUCCUGGAGGAUGCCAAAAAGCGAGGUUGCAUCCACUGUUAUCAGCAGCUCUUCUACCCAGGCAGUCACAAAUCAUGCUCCUCUAUCAGAGGAGGCUUUGAGCCAGGCGGGACCAGACUGUUAUACAGUCAGAUUUGUUGCUGAGCAGGUUUCCCAUCAUCCUCCAGUCUCAGGAUUUUAUGCAGAAUGUGCAGAGAGGAAGAUGUGUGUAAAUGCACAUGUCUGGACUAAGAGCAAAUUCUUAGGCAUGUCGAUAGGCGUAACAAUGGUUGGAGAAGGUAUUCUCAGUCUAUUGGAGCAUGGAGAAGAGUAUACAUUUUCUCUACCUUGUGCAUAUGCCCGAUCAAUUUUAACUGUUCCUUGGGUAGAACUUGGUGGCAAAGUCAGUGUCAACUGUGCAAAAACUGGGUAUUCAGCCAGCAUCACUUUUCAUACUAAGCCGUUUUAUGGUGGCAAACUGCACCGGGUUACAGGUGAAGUAAAGCACAACAUCACCAAUACUGUGGUAUGCAGAGUGCAAGGCGAAUGGAAUAGUGUUCUUGAGUUCACUUAUAGCAAUGGAGAGACAAAGUAUGUGGAUUUAACUAAGUUGGCAGUAACAAGGAAAAGAGUAAGACCUCUGGAGAAGCAAGAUCCAUUUGAAUCCAGGCGAUUGUGGAAAAAUGUGACAGAUUCUCUGAGGGAAUCUGAAAUCGAGAAAGCCACAGAGCAUAAACGUACUCUGGAAGAACGCCAGAGGACUGAAGAAAGGCAUCGUACUGAAACAGGCACACCCUGGAAAACCAAAUAUUUUAUUAAAGAGGGAGAUGGCUGGGUUUAUCAUAAGCCCCUUUGGAAAACAAUUCCAGCAACACAGCCUGUGGAGUAACAUACACUAUCUGAGUCGACCAAAUGAACUUCUUCUCUGUUUACCCUAAACCCUCCCAGAAUGGAGUCAUUGCACUGAGUAACCUGCUUCCUGAUUGCACAGACUGAAUCUGGCUAAACCCGAAUGUCCCUGUUAGGGCACCACAGAACUGCAGCAAGACCAAAGUGUUGAAGAUGCGCGACGGGCCUCUCACCAACCUGUUCAUGUGAUACGAGCAAUAUCAUCCGAAAACCUUUCACGUGAAUUAUUAGAUGAUUCAUCUUUUAUCCAGCUCCUGCUCCUAAAGUUAGGUUUAAAUCCCCUAUUUUUGCAUGGGGGCAGCAGAUACACACAAGCGUGAGAACUCAGUGAUUUUGAUUUCUUUAUAGUAAAGAGUGAAGUCUCUUUCAGAGUUUGUGCUUUGCUUUCUGUCAGUAACUGAAGUAUUCACUGCUCUUACAAACAAACCCAAGAGGAGGACGAUGACCCAGAAGUGGAUUCAGCCAUUGUGCCUGAAAUCAGUGUUAAAAAAAUCAACCAGGUUGUAGUAACAAGGCAUUCUGUUCCUUCAAAGAGACUGUGUGCCUGUGUCUGAGGAACUUAUCCAUUAUCCACCUCUGUUGGAACUCUCUUUUAAAAAGUAUAUUUAUAAAUUGAUUAGAAUUAUAACCAUGGAGAAUUUUUUCUUCUGAGCAUUUUAUUAUACUUGAAAACAACAUUGACUUGAAAAAUUUCAGAACAUUUUUCAAUACCUAGUUUUAUUAAAUGUUACACUUGAGAGACAAUUUUUUAAAUGUGUUCAUGUCCAUAUGAUGAGAUCUUGGCCUUUCUCAAGAACCGAGGCAUUAAAGAACAAAGCAAACAUUUAAAAAAUAAAACUGUUACUUUUUUUUUCCUUACCUUUUUUUCACUUGUAGAUUAAUAUCCAGUAUUAUGUGCUAUCCCUCUGAAUAAGUAUGCUUCAUCUUACCUCUGUCCAUUCAAAUUUAAAACAACUAUUCAUAUUUGUCAGUAAUUCAGAAGUUAUAUAUGUGGCUGAGUGCAUGUAUGGUAUGGUUUUCUUUUCUUCUCAAGGAAACUCAGAUGCCGAAGAAAGAAUAUGAAGUGAAAAGAUAUUAGGAAAAAAGCUAUCAGGAAGUUGUAUUCAGGUACAAAUCUCUUUUCUUUUUUAAUAAGUAUUUUAUUAAGGUUGAAGGAUUGCUGGCAACUAAAAGAAUAGUGCUAAUUAUGGCUUUCAUCAUUCAUUCAAGUAUUUAUUGAGUACCUACUUAUGGUGCUCAACACUUGUUACUGCAAGCUACCUUAAUUUUCCAAGAGUGGUGCCUUACUCUGUUUCUUCUGAUGUGGUCUUCCAAUCAGUGUGUGUAACAUAUACCUGUUAGUCAUCAGCCAUUGUAGGUGGCUGUGUCUCUUGCAUCAUCAUAAGAAGUUUAAGCUUUGUGCUCUGAUAAAUUGUGUUUUAUUGAAGGGUUUAAUAGGAUGAAAACAGCAAAACAAUAAUUUUUUCAACAAAUUGUAAAUUAUAAGAGAAUAACUGGUUUAUGUACAACCAUUUUAAUGAUUCCCUUGUUCAUUUUUGCUGUGAAAUGCACUGAAAAAUCUCAAAAUGAGUUAUAGUUCAUGUGUUGGGAAGAUUGAAAAAUAAUAAAACUAGAGAACAAUAA